GUGUGCGCUGAAUACUGCUUUAAUUUUUAAUUUCUCUUCCUUCAGUCCAAAUUCAACUGAAUACAACUCUCAACUCGCCGCCCUCCAGUAUUCAGUUUUUGUUUUGCUUUGUCAAUCAUCAUAUCAUUUAUCUCCAUUAUAUCUGUAAGCCCAGAAUCUUCUUGAUUUAUCAAACAACAAAAAAGAGAAAGAUGGGAAUUUCAUCAGAGAUGAGGGACUCGUGGGCAAAGCGAAGGGAAUCUUUGUUGAUUGCUUCUGCAUUUGAGGAGGACAGAAUUCGCAAGUCUAGGGAAUGUACUCAAGAGGGUGUCCGUGCGGGAAGUAAAGCAGCUGCAAUUGCAUGUGUUGCUAGUGCAAUUCCUACGUUGGUUGCUGUGCGGACAAUUCCUUGGGCAAAGGCAAAUCUCAAUUAUACUGCUCAAGCACUCAUCAUAUCUGCUGCUUCCAUUGCUGCAUACUUCAUUACUGCUGACAAGACAAUCUUGGAAUGCGCAAGGAGAAACACUCACUACGAUAAAUCUGCUUAAAACACUAGUCCGGAGAUCCUAAUAUGCUCGUUGUGAGAGCAUACACUGGUGCUCCAUUACUAUGUACUCUGGCUUAAAAGGAUAACUGAGGAAGUUUUAUUAAUUUGUUGAUCAUAGCACAAAAAUGCCAGUUUGGAUUUGUAACAUGUAUGAGUAAUCUUCCCCACAAUAAUCAUUUUACUUGUUUUCCUCUUUUCUGUAUA
Nicotiana tabacum (common tobacco) is the source of this 730-nucleotide messenger RNA. RefSeq names its product early nodulin-93. The record is from RefSeq and is a predicted model, not a curated record. Lineage: Eukaryota; Viridiplantae; Streptophyta; Magnoliopsida; Solanales; Solanaceae.